Messenger RNA from Vidua macroura (Pin-tailed whydah), 1048 nucleotides. RefSeq lists its product as uncharacterized. The record is from RefSeq and is a predicted model, not a curated record. The coding region runs from base 143 to 1033 and encodes 296 amino acids. The transcript has 9 exons. NCBI's taxonomy places the organism in Eukaryota, Metazoa, Chordata, Aves, Passeriformes, Viduidae.
CACCACAAGGACCCAGCAGUCAGUCCUUGAGCACAACUGUUGCGGCAGCAGCGGCGGUGGCAGCAGUGGUGCUGACAUUGGGACAGCGGUGUCAGGACAGUGGUGGCAGCAAGAGCUGGGGACUGGCAGAGGGCAAGGCACCAUGGCCCUUGCUCUGCGCCUCUUCCUCCCGCUCCUCCUGGCCGUGGCCCUGCCUGCCAGGGCUGCCCAGGCUGCUCCGCUGCAAGCGCGGGGAGCAGCUUGGGAUGGCGACAUGGCUUAUCGGGAUGCCCUACUGGAUGACAGCUUGGAGAAUUCUCUUGGAGAGAUUCUCUUGGAGAAUGCUGGAGGUCCUUCUCCAUGGAAGAACUCAGACACUGGGGACAAGAAAUCCCUGGAGGCAGCCAGACACCUGGACCAGAUGCUGAGUGAUCUGGAGAGACGCCGUGAGAUGAACCGAAAGGCUGUGCUGAAGGCAGCAUUUCCUGGAGGAAGCAGUGGCCCAUUGGCAGCCUCUGCUGCAGGAAGUGAGGCGAUGCCAGGCACAGUCACAGCAGCUUGGGAUGGCGACAUGGCUUAUCGGGAUGCCCUACUGGAUGACAGCUUGGAGAAUUCUCUUGGAGAGAUUCUCUUGGAGAAUGCUGGAGGUCCUUCUCCAUGGAAGAACUCAGACACAGGAGACAAGAAAUCCCUGGAGGCAGCCAGACACCUGGACCAGAUGCUGAGUGAUCUGGAGAGACGCCGUGAGAUGGACCAAAGGGCUUUGCUGAAGGCAGCACUUCCUGAAGGAAGCCGUGGCUCCGUGCCAGCCCCCGAUACACGAAGGGAGGAGACGCCAGACAGUGCCACAGAAGACGUUAUCACUGAAACAGGAAUAUUUGCCCCGGAUCCAGUGCGCCUCCCAAGAAUUGUCUGCCCCCAGGAUGUGCGCAGGUCCUGCAUGAUAGGCACGGUGGUGACACUGUUCACUGUGCCCCUCGUGCUGAUCGGCUGCUAUCUCGGCAUUUGGAAGCUGUACCAGAGCAGACAUGCUUUUUCCAGUUAUUUGAUAUAGUGAAUGAUGGCUGGA